Mucor velutinosus is the source of this 2676-nucleotide messenger RNA. RefSeq lists its product as uncharacterized. The transcript is spliced from 2 exons. Lineage: Eukaryota; Fungi; Mucoromycota; Mucoromycetes; Mucorales; Mucoraceae. The coding region runs from base 1 to 2676 and encodes 891 amino acids. Gene Ontology annotation, molecular function: DNA binding; zinc ion binding. Gene Ontology annotation, biological process: DNA-templated transcription. The record is from RefSeq and is a predicted model, not a curated record.
AUGUGGGAUGGUUUGUUCAUGCUUGACAUGUCACAGUGUAAAGCAAGACGAAGGCCCUGUUCCUUUUCCAAAGAUGGCACUGUGGACGAAACUCAGCAAUUGCCUGAUGCUUAUCCCGCCAACAAUUCCAGUGUGGAAGAUGACAGACAGCCCAAGCAGCCUCAUCAGUACACAAACCAUUCUUCAACCACAUCUGCCUCCAAAAAGAGACUCUUAUGCAUGGACGAUGAAUGUCAGCAUGCCAACGACGUGAGUUUGGAACAGCAGAAAUCCAAAGAGCAAGGCGAGUUGAACAAGACGUUUCAGCAGCUGGAGAGACUCAGCAUGAUGUGGCCAGGUGAGGGUAGAGAAGGUCGAUGGUUAGUUGAUAUCAACCUGUUAUUCAAUGGUGCCGAGGAAACAACCAUGAAUGAACCAGCGCAGCCUACUUCAGCAUCCUUUCUCAACCUGAACAAUAACCUGCUGGCCCUCUUCUUCCGUCACCGACAUACCAUCUUCCCGAUUCUUCCCAAAUCCAUAUUCUAUCGCUUAUUGGAGCAUCGAGAUGCAUUAAUUACGCCCUUAUUGCUAAACAGCAUGUAUUGCAAUGCUGCUCAUUACUCGCAAGAAGAUGCAACGGAAGCAGACAACUACUUUAAAACUGCCCAGACAUUGCUAGACACCUACAUCGAUACCCCCAAUCUCAGUCUGGUCAUUUCGCUCUGCCUCUUGUCUACAUUUGAAUCCAACCGCUAUGGCACAGGUCCUCCUAUUGGGAGAAGCAAGGCUUGCAUCUACCGUGACAUGGCCUGCCGCAUGUGUUACGAUCUCAAAUUACACAAACGAUACAGCUUUCAUAACACUGGUGCGACUCCGGAUGACAUUGAGCUUCGUAAGCGGGCGUAUUGGGUUUGUUAUUGCUUAGAUAAGGUGCAGAGUUUGGUUGCUGGUAAACCGUAUUUACUGUCUUCCAAGGACAUUGAUAUUGAUUUCCCUGUGGUGCUUGGUACUGACGACAGCAGCGAAUUUGAUGUCAACACCUGUUUUCUAGAGCACAUCAAAUUGAUGCAAAUCAGCGAGCGGGUGCUUCAACUCGAGAUUCCAGAUCGGCAAGCGGGCAUGCUGCGGUCGCCUGAAAACGAACAGCUGGUGCUUGAUCUCGACGGACAGUUGCUUUAUUGGCUGCGAAAUCUGCCGCCAUCACUGCAGUGGACGCCUCUCAACACAAACAAUGACACGAUACCCACACAGCCCCCCCAGAACGCUCUUGUAGCUCAUCUGCAUCUCGUCUUCAACUUCUUGGAGAUCUCCGUUUUACAGCCUAUCGCAUCCACAUCACUCAGUUCUUCACCUGCAUCGCUGAUCAUUCAGCAACGCUGUGCUUCAGUGGCCACCAAUCUCACUCAAUUGACCUGCGCCAUGGCAGAGCAGCCCACCUUUGUCAUCUCCUUCGCCUUCAUGGCCGAAGCAAUCAUGGCUGCCCUCCGUGUGCACAUUAUGAAUUGCGCAGAUGAAAAGACCAGCACUGCCCGCCAUGCUCGAUUCAUGUUUCAGCGCUCCUUGCGCUCCAUGCGGAUUAUUCUUCAUCACCGGGUGCUUGAUCGUAUUCAAGACUUUGCUACCACGAUUGAAAAGGCACUGGUCGAUGCUGACACCGGCAACAGCAGUAGUCGAAAUAGCAGCCCAAAGAUCCAUGUCUUGUCGCCCAUCAUUCCUCGAACAACUGCAUCAGCAUCCACACACAAUACGAUUGUACCCAUGCCAAUGGACCACUAUUCCAGCGUAGAUGAGCGCUGGCCAGCGAGGGCUAACAACAACAGUAAUGGUAUUUUACCCUAUGGACUUGUAUCGCCUACAUCUAGCACUGCCUCGGCUCCUCUGGAAAAGUCUGCCGUGUCUCGUGAUGAAGACAUUGCACGUCCACACUCCUCACUAUCGCAAAUGAACCAUGUCUACAGUCAUUUAUCAGCACCACAUUCGUCCACCACUUCCAUGACGACAGCAACGCCUCUCAUGGAUCCCUACUCUCGACCCACAACCUUCCAAAUACCUGCAACAACUUCAUCAACACCAACCGCAUGGCGAUCGCCUGCUGUCUCUCCCAACCACAGCAAGAAUUCAUCGUCGCAGCCAACACCGAACCAGGAACAACAGCAAAUGGAGAUGUAUUCAAACAUCUGGUCAAGAACAUCGCUCGAAAACGGAUUACAGCAGUUUUCAUCUGAUCAUUUAGACAACUCGUUCAUUAAUUCCACCAGACAGCAAAUCAGACAGGAAAAAGAAGAAAAGCAGCACUUUGAACCGGCCCCUUCCUCGUCGUCUUCUGCUGCCGCCAACACAAUGCAGGCAGCCAGUAGUUUCGACACGACAGUAUCGGGUGCUGAUAGCAGCAACACAGCUGUUGGAAACGGACACAUGACGGCAGACUCAGAACUGUACUCUUUGUGGGACCAGCAAGCCAACAAAAAUAAUGAACCACAACAGCAACCAGCAACCAUGCUCACUCCACAGCCUCAAACGACAAGCAGCAGGUACGGCUUGGGCGUCUAUGCUUCUGCUCAGCAACACCACACAGACGUGAUCCGUCAACAUAUGCCAGAUCUGAAGCCAAGUACUUCCAAUAGACCGGUUCUACUGAAUCACCACGGCCAAGUAGUUGUUGCUGGUGCAAACCAAAGCAAUCAUUCCAUGCAUUAA